Messenger RNA from Saccoglossus kowalevskii, 1700 nucleotides. RefSeq lists its product as uncharacterized. Gene Ontology annotation, biological process: regulation of apoptotic process; signal transduction. The record is from RefSeq and is a predicted model, not a curated record. Gene Ontology annotation, molecular function: protease binding; death domain binding. NCBI's taxonomy places the organism in Eukaryota, Metazoa, Hemichordata, Enteropneusta, Harrimaniidae.
AGCAAACCCGAUAUGUUCCUUGUACUUUAAAACAACUCUUAUUAUAAUAUCACGACACGACCAUGUCGUUUGGUAUGAAAGAUGAACACAGGCAGCUGUUACGGCGGCACAGAGCAGAGAUGGCGAAGGUGCUGGAAACCGACAAAGUCGUCGAAAAUCUAAUCGUUGAUAAUACAAUUGAUGAAGAAGAUGAACAAAAUAUUAAAGGCAAGCCUACGAAAAUUGCCAAGGCCAGAGAACUUGUUGAUAUCAUAUGUCGUAAAGGACCAAACGCAUUUAAGAGGUUUGUAGAAGCUUGUGAAAAACCUCAUCCUGAACUAGCAAAGAAAUUAAAAGAAGAAGGUUGGCUUGAACACAAAGUCCAUGCACAGCAAGAAGUUGAUGCCACUGACAGUGCUAUCCACAAGGUCUGUAAUGAACUAACAGUAUCAGAAUGUAAAAACUUAUCUCGGAAACUCAGAUUAACUCAAGAUGAAAUUGAUGGCAUUGGGCAAACAUAUCCACGUGAUGCUGAAAUGCAGAAGGAGUCAAUGUUAUAUCUGUGGAAAAAAAAGUGUCCAUACAAGCCGUCUAUGCAUGUAAAUGAGUUAUAUCACAAAUUGGUUGAGUUGGAAUUGAAAAAUGUUGCAGAAAAUCUGAAACCUUUUUUAUCAGCAGAAGACGCGACAGGUCAAGCCAUCUCAAUUAUCUGUAAAGAAUUAAUCCUACAAGAUUGUAAGAAAUUUUGUCUUGCUCUUGAUGUGACCAGAGUUCAGAUUGAUACGAUUAUACAUAAUAAUCCGGAUGAUAUUGAAACUCAGAAAUAUUCAAUGUUGGAUUCAUGGAAAAGACGAUGUGGGUCAAAGGCUACAGCAUCAGUGUUACAUCGCAAACUAGUUGAGAUGAAAUUCUUGGAUGCUGCUGAAAAAGUGCAAUCUUUACCUUUAUCCCAAGGUAGUAGUGCAUCUGAUGAUCUUGCCUCUGGAUUAGAGAAAGUAUCAAUAAGUAGUAGUGCAUCUGAUGAAUUUCCCUAUGCAAUUCAGGAGACAUCACGAAGUCAAACUAAAAAUGCUACAAAAAUCCGUCCAUCACAGCCUGCAGUACCACCCUGUACAACUGUCACAGCUUCACAGCUACAGUGUACUGCAAAACCACCAAGCACUUCACCUCCUAGCAACACCUCAACUCUUUUUUCCGAGGAAGAAUUCACAGAGGCAUUAGAGAAUCUUGACCCUUUAAAUCAAGAUCAGUGUAAAGUACUGGGAUACACAUUGAAGGAGGGUGAGAUCUCAUGCGAGGUGCUAGAAUACAUGAAGUUUUGGGAAACUCAAAUGCAAAUGACAGCCUACAGAUUGGUUUGCAAGUUACGAAAAUUUGAGAGAAUGGAUGUGGUUAAAGUCCUUCGAAAAUAUCUCCCAUCAGGAACCACAGGUCCCAGGAGGCCAAGAAAUAUGCAUAUCAAAAGUCUUGAUUAUGGUGAACUUGACGAUUUCUGUAGAUGUUUGAGUGUUAGACAACCAAACGGAAUGGAUUGGCGAACAUUUGCUGCUAAUCUCGGAAUUGGAAAAACACUCAUUGAUCUCUGGGACCAACAGGAAAAUAAACUACCAAUGCACAAACUUAUGUCAAUCUGUGAAACACAGAGUGAUGCUACCAUUGGAAAGUUUUAUGAUGUCCUUGUUAAAAUGGAUUUGCCACAUAUUGCAGACGAAUACUUAUAA